GGCGCCGCAGUGCGGCGAGGCGCCGGAGCGCACGUACCGCACGCGCCAAACGCACUCGAUGCCGCCGUCGCCACCCGGCGGUAAGUCGCGCAUUCUCCCGCCAACGCCGCCCAGCUGCGGCAAGGGCCGACACGCGCGCAAACGGCGCCGUCGCGCCGCCGGCAAGUCGAAGAGCGCAAGCCUCGAGGAGCCGUCGCCGCCGCCACUCCCGGCGUCGCCGCCGCGGAUUCACGAUCAGCCGCCGCCGCUUCCCGGCGAGCCGCCACCGCCGCCGCUCGAUGGUCCGAUCGGUGCUGCGAAGGUGAUAUCGCCGAACGACCUGCCGCCGCCGGUGCUCGUGCCGGCGGUGAGGCCUCCCCUGGUGGCGAAGUCGGCGCCGCAGGCGGGCGCUGACGGGAGGAGGGGCGACGCGACGGUGGGCGGCGCCCGCUCGGCUUUCGUGCUCGUGGCGGCCGAGAACAGGCGGGAGGCGCUUGAGAACGGGCGAGAGGCGCCCAGUGACGACGGGGAAGAAGGCGACGGAGAUGCAGGGAAAGACGACGUGAAGAGGCACGAUGAUCGACGAGCUCGACGCCGACGCCGACGCCGACAACACGCCGUCAGUAAGGGAGCGGCCAAGAAGGCGGCGCGUGCUGCCCCCGCCAUGCCAGAGGUAUCCAUGCGCACGAAGCUGUACAAGCUGGGCAAGGGACCAGGCGGCAUAUGGAGUCGCAAGCCUCCAAAGAAGAUCCCCCAGACGCCACCGCCGUCUGUGCACCAAGCACGGCGCCCAAGUCGUGCCCACGAUGCUGCACCGGAACAAGGCCAGAGCCAUGAGCCUCGUGGCCCGCGUGACCCCGGCGGACCCCUCGACCGCCUCGACGCCGGAGGACACGCGGUGGCCGCGGCUGACCAGGGGUCGGGUCAACCAUCCGCUGUAGUCAACGGUCACGGCGGAGCGAGGCCAAAGGUCAGGCAGGUGGGGACGCGUGGUCAGAAACCGCAACAAAACCUGCCCCCAGCCGGAUCGCAUCACGAGCCUGAACACGCAACAGGACGCCGUGAUCCACGCCAUCGGCCCCCUCUGCCGGGUGCAGACGCUCAGCAGUCUGUGUCCUCCGACCGGCGGAUGUCCAUGAAUACCGCGGCCGGAUGGAGCGAAAACGGUCUCGAGCAGGCUGCACAAGAGGCGAGAAGCCGCCGCUGCGCCCCUCACCCCGCGCGAGGCGACCUCCAGCACAGGAGGCAUGAACGUGAUAGGAGACCCGGGGAGCACCCGACUGACCGCCCGAAGGCCUCCGGGAGUCAGCAGCCGGAGGCGGAGCGGAAGCUGCAGCCGGCGCCGCAGCAGCCCAGCAGCCAGGUGGAGGCGGCAGCAGUCGUGCUGCUGGAGAUGAGAAGGGGCAAGCUCCAGAGCACUUCUCGGGGUCUGCCAGUGCAGCACCCGAACCAGGCUCCCAGCCGUCACCAGGUCAUCGCGAACCCCGCGCCGGCCGCCUCCGAGGAAGCAGUCUCCGACAUCGGCGCCAUGGGAGUCGCUGCACCUCCUUGCCCACCUUCUGACAACACCAACGGCGGCAUCGCCGAGAAGGCGGACUCCAAAGAGGAAGGGUCACCCGAGCCUGCCCAGGCCCCCUGCCCGCGCUGCUGGAAUGACCUUCCGCUGCGCCGCCGAUCGUAUCAGGCACAAACGGCUCGGUCACUGCCUGCGGGGAAGUGAGCUGCCGCGCAGGACAUUUGCGAGCGUCGCCGAUGACUGCACCAUCCUCGCCUCGCAUGAGAGUGUUGGCUCAGAUAGAACAAUUGGAACGUUUCGUGAAGAAGGUGCAGG
Pollicipes pollicipes is the source of this 1810-nucleotide messenger RNA. Its product is annotated as serine/arginine repetitive matrix protein 1. The record is from RefSeq and is a predicted model, not a curated record. Lineage: Eukaryota; Metazoa; Arthropoda; Thecostraca; Pollicipedomorpha; Pollicipedidae. Bases 59 to 1699 code for a protein of 546 amino acids. The transcript is spliced from 5 exons.